This is a messenger RNA of Engraulis encrasicolus (European anchovy), 2531 nucleotides long. Its product is annotated as cytochrome c oxidase assembly factor 6 homolog. NCBI's taxonomy places the organism in Eukaryota, Metazoa, Chordata, Actinopteri, Clupeiformes, Engraulidae. The transcript is spliced from 3 exons. The coding region runs from base 170 to 409 and encodes 79 amino acids. The record is from RefSeq and is a predicted model, not a curated record. Gene Ontology annotation, cellular component: mitochondrion; respiratory chain complex IV. Gene Ontology annotation, biological process: mitochondrial ATP synthesis coupled electron transport; respiratory chain complex IV assembly.
GGAAGUAGUGAAAACUUUUGACAACAAGCGUGCAUUUCUGAUCAUGCAUGUUUGAAGUGUCCCCUGACUGUCUUAUCUGUUGUGAUGUUAUGCUAUCAAACGUUGGUUUUGAGUAGUUUGGCAAAUUCUCACUGCUGCCUUUAGCGACAUCAUUCAAGACUGACUGACAAUGUCGGCUCCGACCAAAGAGGAGAGGCGAGUCUGCUGGGCAGCCAGGGAUGAACUGUGGAAGUGUCUGGACCUCACCGGAGAUAACGCCGAAGUCUGCAAGAAGUUCCAGCAGGACUUUGAACAGCAGUGUCCGGCACAGUGGGUGAGCUACUUCGCUAAACGUCGUGAGUUCCUGAAGUACAAGGAUAAGCUCCAGAAGGAGGGGUAUGAGCCGGCGCAGGGCGUCCCCAACUCGUAGCCACCAGGCAGCACAAGGGACGACCAACAUGGAGUGCUUUCCAAUGUGCAGACUCCCAUCCUCAGCCUGUGCUUGCGGCCUAGUGUUUUGCUGACGCCUCACCUCUGUGAAGAAAACAAAAAAGUUUCCCUGCAGUCAGCCUAGCCACAACAACAACUUUUGGGAGACUGUUCUUCAUUCUCCAUCCUGAUUGCAAAUGAGUAAAUGACAUUAGAAUUGCGCUUUUGUGAGAUAUUGAAUUGAACUUCUGUCGUCAGUGACGUCAUCGUGAGGUCACACGCAGGCAAGGGAGGACGGUAGUGCGCACAUUGGAAAGAGCCCAUAGCUUGUCAACGGCUCCCUUUCCUGGUUGGACUGCUGGACACACAAUGGAGCUCUGGAGUUCCUGGUCCCCAGAAUACUUGUAGUGGACUGCACCCCAAUGGGAACCCCACACCGCUCGAGCCAAAAUGGCACCCAAUGUCUCAUUGGUGGAGGCACAGAGCGUGCGUUACAAUAUGCAGCCUUGCCUCCUCCACUUGUGCUUGUGGCCUCCUGGCCCCUCCUCCGUGGAGAAAACGAUAAAGUUUCCCAGCUGUUUUUCAUUCACCAUCCCAAUUACAAAUGAGAAAAAGACUCUACAAUUAAGCUUAUGCAAGAUAUUGAAAUAUGAUGCUGUUGUCAGUGAUGUCAUCAUGACACAUUACUUCCUGAUAUGAGGAGAAGCACAAAUGGAGGAGGCAAGGUCGCAUAUUGUGUGUGCAUCUUAAUAUGGGACCUUGCCUCCUCCACUCGCUUCUCGUCAUGAUGACAUCACUGACAACAGCAUUAUAUUUCAAUAUCUUGCAAAAGCUCAAUUGUAGAGUCUUUUUCUCGUUUGCAAUUGUUAUGGUGAAUGAAAAACAGUCCCUCAAAAGUUGUUGUGGCUAGGCUGACAGCUGGGAAACUUUAUCGUUUUCUCCACGGAGGAGGGGCCAGGAGGCGGGGCGAGGAGACAAGCGCAAGUGGAGGAGGCAAGGUCACAUAUUAAGACGCACUCUGUAACUCAAUCAGAGACUCUCGGAACCACACACACAUGCACACUCUUAAUGCGCUCACAAGGGUACGCUACAAGCCCCCUUUCCAAUGAGAUUGUAAUAUAUUUGAUGUGACAUCCUGUAUUUUCCUUAUUUAUGGAAGUGUGUAGUGUGUGUGUACGUGAGUGUGGUUGUGGUUUAUCAAUGACAAAACCCAUGAGCCUGUCCUCACUCUGUGCCCUGAGACACCCUGAGACAGACUGCUUUAAAGGACCAGUUUGGUCAAUUUCAAUAUGCUGUUGUAUUGCUCACGCUACCCUUGACUUGUCAGUACCCAGUGAUGCCACAUUUUUCGGCUAAGCCCUUUCCGAUAUAUGAGCUAUUCUAAUGGGGGCAGCGUUUGUUUACAUUUUAAAAAAAUGUAACAUAGGCCUACUCCAAAUAUUUUCCCAAAAGGUAACGCUGUUUGCUAGUUGUCUGCUGAUGUUGUAUAAUCUUUCGGAUAUUUUUGGGAACAAAUAAAAAUGUUUUUUUGAAAUGUAAACAAAGCGCUGCCCCCAUUACAAUGACCAAGAUCUUGGAAAAGGCUGAAGAAGAAAAACAAAUAGCCCCUCAGGUACUGACAAGUCCAGGGUAGUGUGAGCAUUACAACUGCAUGUUGAAAUUGACCUGACAGGACCUGAACUGGUCCUUUAAGACUACUGUAUACUUGUGUGCUGAGAUGAUGUUUUCAAUAUUAAAACAUUUAAAAAAGAACAAAGAAAUGUUGAAUAUUUGCUACUGAGAUGUUCAAUGUUAAACAACAAAAACAAAUGCUGAGUGUGUGCUGAGAUUUUCAAUAUAUACCAAAAAAAACACGCUGACGCUGAAUGCACUGGUAGCCAUUUUAUUUUGUUUGAUCUGAAAGCUGAAAGUGUCCAGUAAAAAGCUGAUACAGUACAGGAGAUAAACAUAGGCCUCGCUUACAUGACGAUUUUAAUUCAGAAUUUAAUAGUAAACAGUCGAGUUUACGUUGAACUUUUAUUUAGUUCCGAAUUGUGAAUUGCGGAAUUAAUCUUCAUUCAGAAUUCAAUUGAGCUCAUUCUGAAUGAAACGCCUGAUGUAAAUAAGGCCGUAGACGAGAGCAG